AUGCCGUACCAUGACUUAUCACUCAUGCGAAGCUUGGUCGUACAGCAGCGCGACAAGCUCAAAACGCAAGUAAAAAGUCUCCUCAAACGCCGUGACCGUCCUCUUGAUCUGCCUCCUACAGAGCCCGAUCACAAUGCUCCACCACCCAGCCACUGGAUGGGCUUCUGGAUCUGCAACAACUGCAACGCAUGGGCUUACCCAGAGUACCACCGCGGUGCGCAUCCCUUCGGCUACCUACGUUGCCGCAACCCAGACUGCAGGACGGUCAUCACCCCCAAUGCAACGACUUCCCGAGCACUACAUCGCGUCAUUAUACCAAAGCCAAUACGAGACUUCGUACCCGUCGAACGUCUUACUGGCACACACCGAGAGCAGAUCCCCUACUUUGCUGUCUGUCCGUGUGGUCUGACGCACCGCGCCAGAAUCUUUGAACAGAGCUUGUAUAAGAAGUGGAAGCACUUCCAGCGUGUUCGACGGGACGAGCCUGUGCUAGAGAAGUUGCGCCGGUUUAUGAAGCACAAGGACGACGGCGAGGUUACACUCAUCGAGUUCGAGCAUAUGCAGUGCAACAAGUGCUAUAGACGGUAUGAUGCGUAUCGCUGGCAGCACUUUGUCAUUCACCACGAUGGUGUGUUUCAAAUCGAUGGGCGUGACGACCAUGGCCGUUGGGCAGAAAUCCGUCAUAAGGAGUAG
Molecule: messenger RNA, 693 nt
Organism: Didymosphaeria variabile
Lineage: Eukaryota; Fungi; Ascomycota; Dothideomycetes; Pleosporales; Didymosphaeriaceae
Exons: 1
Coding region: 1-693 (230 amino acids)
Source: RefSeq, a predicted model, not a curated record